GAAGUUUAACGGAAAACAAACAUGUCAAUUGCUCAUUUGAUUAACCUCAUAUUUCUCAUGGUUUCAGACAACGGUGUCAAUGCCUUAGUACCGAGACCACGGAAACACAUUGAAGGAAAUACACUUUGUAGCUUAGCUGAAUCACUCACCAUUGAACAUAAUUAUCCAAAAUGCUUUAUUCUGAUUGACGCCCUGAAAGUGUUUAAUGAACGUCUCCUCAUGAGGCAGCAACAACGGUUGUAUAAUGAAAGCGAAACUCUCCAUAUCAACACAAUGACAAUUGUGACUGAAGACAGUUGUGAUGAGUCAGAGAAUAAAUUGUGGCCGAGUGAAUACAUGGAUGAAUCAUGUAAGUUACCUUCAGCUCUCACUAAUUUUCAUACAUAAUGAACCAUCUAACCACUACAGAUAAAAUCAGCAUAUUCGAUGGGAAGAUUGAAAUUGAAUGUAAUGAAGUGUGGGGAGCAUUGCAUGCAUUGCAGAGUAUUAUACAACUGGUGCAUAGAGGUAAAUCGGGAUCUCUUUUAAUAUACGAACGCAUUAUCAAGGAUGCACCAAGAUUCAUGCACAGAGGAUUUCUCGUUGACACUGCCAAACAUUAUAUCAGUGUUGAUGAGAUUUUAAAGUUCAUUGAUGCGAUGGCGGUUGUGAAAAUGAAUGUAUUUCAUUGGCAUAUGACGGAUGACAGUUCAUUCCCCUAUGCGUCAUCCACAUAUCCUGAACUCUCCCUAGAGGGUGCCUACCAUCCACGAAAGUUGGUUUACGAGAAUGCAGAUGUUGUUCACGUGAUAGAGUUUGCCCGUCUACGUGGUAUACGAGUGAUGGUUGAAUUUGAUACACCUAGUCACACAAAGUCAUGGGAGAGGAGUCAUCCAGAAAUACGAACAGACUGUAACAACAGAGGUCAUUUAGGCCCAUUCAAUCCUGCAAAUGAAACGACAUUUGAAUUCCUGAAGGCGUUUUUCAAAGAAGUCACCUCAGUAUUUCCAGAGCCAUUCAUCCAUCUGGGUGGUAAGGAGGUUUCUUUCGACUGCUGGGAAUCUAAUACUGAAAUUUCGAAGUUUAUGAAGGAGAAGGAAUUCGGUAAUGACUAUGAGAAGCUUGAAUCAUAUUAUUUUGAUCGACUAAUUGAAGCUAUUCAAUCAGUUCAACCAGAUGGAUAUGCCAUUACACCGGUUGUUUCGCAUGAAGUAUUUCAGAAUGGUUAUCGUCCGAAUAAGACCACUGUGAUAAAUGUCUGGAAAUGCAAAAGUUGGCCUAAGCUUGUCAAAUCUAUAACGGCAGCUGGUUAUCGUGUCAUAGUUUCAUCAUGUUGGCGAAUCUCUCCUUCAAUUCAUGCGAAUCGAUGGUAUGAUUAUCAUGAAUGUGAUAUUGGAGCAUUUGGAGGUACUGAGGAAGAGCAGAAAUUGGUGAUUGGUGGAGAAGCCAUUGCAUUGGGAGAAAAUGUGGACGAUUCAAAUCUCUUCUUGCGCUCAUGGCCUGAAGGUGCAGUUGUAGCCGAUCGUCUGUGGUCACGUGAGAAGUCCACCAUUGUUGAAAUGAAACAAAGACUGGAAGAACUGCGUUGUCAUAUGAGAGACUUAGGAUUCAAAGUGAAACCGAUAAAUGAACCGAAGAGCUGUCUACAACCAUGAGAAUGUGUAUUUUCAUCAACUAGACGUCGACGGAACACUCAUUAUUUUUUAUUCAAC
This is a messenger RNA of Trichobilharzia regenti, 1691 nucleotides long. The record is from the annotation of a GenBank genome assembly. NCBI's taxonomy places the organism in Eukaryota, Metazoa, Platyhelminthes, Trematoda, Strigeidida, Schistosomatidae.